Messenger RNA from Colletotrichum tamarilloi, 1290 nucleotides. RefSeq names its product major facilitator superfamily transporter. Gene Ontology annotation, cellular component: plasma membrane. The transcript is spliced from 3 exons. Gene Ontology annotation, molecular function: pantothenate transmembrane transporter activity. The record is from RefSeq and is a predicted model, not a curated record. The coding region runs from base 1 to 1290 and encodes 429 amino acids. Gene Ontology annotation, biological process: pantothenate import across plasma membrane. Lineage: Eukaryota; Fungi; Ascomycota; Sordariomycetes; Glomerellales; Glomerellaceae.
AUGAGGCACCAAGAUUCUGAAGACCCAGUUACUGACUUCUCUUUGCCACUUCAUAGAGGCAUUGUCCCCAACAAUUUGCUCUUGACUUAUUUCAAGCCUCGAAACUUCUUCCCCUUUAUGAUCACAACCUGGGCAGGAAUUACUAUGCUAAAUGCGGUGGCUAAGACUCCUCAGCACCUUAUGGCUAUCCGAUUUUUCCAAGGAUACUUUGAAUCAUGCAUCUUCGCGGGAACCCAGUACAUCCUGGGAUCAUGGUAUACUAAGAAGGAGCUUGGCCAGCGCACAGGAUUCUUCACCGCUAGUGGGCUAGCUGGUGGCAUGUUUGGUGGCUUCCUCCAAAGUGGCAUCCAUUCGUCUAUGAACGGGCUGCAUGGGCUGCCAGGGUGGAAAUGGCUGUUCAUUAUUUCUGGCAUUAUCACGCUGCCCGUCGCUGUAUACGGAUACUUCUUCUUCCCCGACACACCUCAUACGACCACGGCAUUCUACCUUAGCCAAGAAGAAAUCACUCUUGCAAGAGAACGAGUGCCGAUCCACGAGGUUGAUAAAACGGAGAGUAUCCUCUCCAAGUCUUUCCUCUCUAGGGUAGUUCACUCAUGGUAUUUCUAUGCCUUCUGUUUCCUGUGGAUUCUAGGCAACUGCUCCGAAUCGCAGUCCAACCAGUCGCUUCUCAACCUCUAUAUGCAAGCUCAUCCAACAGAGAAGUACAACCUUUACCAACGCAACAACUAUCCCACCGGUGUACAGGCCAUGGGCGUGACGAGCACGCUGUUGUGGGCCACGUCAACAGAUAUCUGGGGUAGGCGAUGGCUGUCGGGAUACUACGUCUCCUUCACGGCCAUUGCAAAUGCCGCAAUUAUUCUCGCGCCAACUUCGACGGCAGCCAAGUUUGGGGCCUACUACUGGGCUGGCUCAAUCUACUGCAUCCAAGCCACUUUCUUUGCGUGGGCCAAUGACUCGAUGCGCAAUGAAUCACCGAGACUACGAUCUUGCGUCAUUGCAUGCAUGAACGCGGCUGGCAACUGCUUCCAAGCUUGGUGGCCACUCAUUUUCUACAGAGCCGAUGACGCUCCAGAGUUCAAGAAAGGAAUGAUUGCCAUGAUUACCGUAGGAACGACCAUGGCGAUUUGGGUCACCGUUCUUAUCCUAGUCGAAAAGCGGCGAGCCAAGACGGAGCUUCAAGUCAUCGAGGCUGUUGUGGAAGAGCAAAGUCUGGAGUCAGAAGGGCCCACGAAGCUUGACUCUGCUAAGUUGGAUAACCAGGUUUCCGAUGUUAAGUCGUCUUCACACUGA